UAACACAAAGUAUGAACUGACAUAAUCCCAUUAAUGUGGGUAUUAUAAAUGAAUAAACUGCACAGUAUUUAGGUUCUCUCACAACAAAGACAAAACUGAAAUGUGACAAUGACCCAAACUACCUGUGUUACACCAUUUUAUUGUGCUGCUCUGAGACGUGCAUGUCCCGCCCACUCACGUUGCUGAUUGGCUUGGGUGUUUUAUUUUGACGAGCUGAUUGGCUAAUUCCCCUGUACUGUACGUUUGAGCGGAGGCAGGAAAGAGAAAGGGAGUGAGUGCUUGUUGCCAAAAAGCAUGUAUUUGAUUUGGGGAAAGCGUUAAAUCUGAACUGUUUAGUUGAUAUCAGUCCACCAUGAGAAGAGUCACAUUGUUUGUCAACGGAACGUCCACAAAUGGAAAGGUGGUGGCUGUAUACGGGUCUCUGGAUGAUCUACUGUCUGUUGCCAGUUCCAAACUGGGAAUAAGGGCCUCUAGUGUUUAUAAUGGGAAUGGAGGACUCAUAGAUGACAUAUCAUUAAUCAGAGAUGAUGAUGUGCUGUACAUAUCUGAUGGGGAUUCGUUUGAAGAUCCUCAGGAAGACCUUAGAGGCCCUGAAAAGUGUCAGACUCACACUGACUGGCUGACACUUAACGUUGGUGGACGUUGCUUCACCACCACAAGGAGCACACUAGUCAGCAAAGAGCCAGAGAGUAUGUUGGCCCAUAUGUUCAGAGAAAAAGGUGAAUAUCAAUCACUGAUGCCUAUUAGCUUUAUGAGACAGUUGCUCUUUUCUCAGUUCACUUCAUACUGUUAUCCUCUGCCUGCUCUUUCACCCUGGCACUCUUUAGAUGUUUGGGGGAACAAGCAGGACUCACAGGGAGCAUUUCUAAUCGAUCGCAGUCCCGACUACUUUGAACCCAUCCUGAAUUAUCUGAGACACGGACAGCUCAUCAUCAAUGAAGGCAUCAACCCUCUUGGGGUGCUGGAAGAGGCUCGCUUCUUUGGUAUCGAGCAGCUAGCUGAGCAGUUGGAGAACCUGAUAAAGUCCACUCAGCCUCCUGAUGACCAUUCUCCUCUGACUCGGAAGGAGUUUAUUCGAUUCCUUUUGGCCACAACAACUAAGUCAGAGCUGCGGUGUCAGGGUUUGAAUUUUAACGGUGCAGAUCUCUCUCGUCUGGAUCUACGCUACAUCAACUUUAAGAUGGCCAACCUCAGUGGAGCUAAUUUGAUGCAUGCCAACCUCAGCGGGGCAAAUCUGGAGAGAGCAGACCUGUCUAUGGCUUGUCUUGAUGGAGCCAAUCUGCAGGGUGUGAAGAUGCUGUGCACCAAUGCUGAAGGAGCUUCUCUGAGAGGCUGUAACUUUGAGGAUCCUGCUGGAAUCAAAGCAAAUCUGGAAGGAGCCAACUUGAAGGGUGUGGAUAUGGAGGGAAGUCAGAUGACUGGUAUCAAUCUGAGAGUCGCAACACUGAAAAACGCCAAACUGAAGAACUGUAAUCUGAGGGGAGCUACCCUGGCCGGGACGGACCUGGAGAACUGUGACUUAUCUGGAUGUGACCUUCAAGAGGCGAACCUUAGAGGCUCCAAUGUGAAGGGAGCCAUCUUUGAGGAGAUGCUGACUCCUCUACACAUGUCUCAGAGUGUGCGGUGAACCAGUCUUCCAUUUUACACAACAAUAUACACUCCACUGCCUGAGGAGGACAAAUGUAUGCCAAACCUUAUAUUUCAUCCAUUCGUUAGACAACUUACAUUUUAUAGAGUAUUUUGCACCCAUAAAUAUACACAUAUGCCUUGUAAGAGCUGAAAAGAUAAGAAUUUUUGAAUUUUCUUCUUGUUCGAGAGCAGCUGAUGAACAAGGAAGUUGACUCCAAUGUGUAUCAUGGUAUGCUUCCAAUAGGCUAUUGAAUGACAAAAGAACCACUGUUAAUAACCACUAAAGUAGUAGAAAUAGAUUUUAAUAAAUGUAGGGAGUGCAGGGCUAUUAGUAUUGUUUCGCACAGCCAUUAUUGAUGUUUCUAAUUAGCUUAUUCAGACAAAAUUCCAAAGAAAGCUACACAAAACCGAGAAAGAAACAAAAUCAUUCAGCAUUAAAGGAGUUUUACUGCUGAUUUAUGGACUAAUCAUAUCUGAACUAAUAUGAACUUUAGUACCUUCAGUGUGAUUAAUACUCAAGCUUCAUCAGCUGUAGGUUAAUAAAAAUGCUGUCCAGCUUCCUGUUUGGUGAAAACAGUAUUUUAGGGCAAACACUGGAGUUCAGACGCUCUAAUGUGACCUCCUGUUGUUCAAAUGUUUUUACACUAAUGAAAUAACCAAUUGCUAAUAAAACUAAUAGACAUAUUACGAAAUAGUAUGUAUAUUAGCCUUUAAUAUGACCAGAUUGUAGUUGUAAGGAGAAUGACUGCAGUGUUGAAUAGGGCAUUGACUGUACCCUACAUGUACUUUAUUUAGAUUUCCAUUGCCCUGUAAAGUAGUCUGUCUACUGUUGGGUAAACACGUCGCUCUGCUGUAUAUGUCACAUUAAUGUGAAUGUAUCUUUGUAGUUUGAUCAGAGGGGGUUUAAUGUUCUGUUAUGGUUUGUCUGAACAUGUUUCUCAUUUGACCUGCAUUAGUUACCAAGGUAAUGGAUGUCAGUUGUAAACCUGAGCUCUCAUAUGUGACCAAGGUUUACCACUUUUUUCAUGGACAGUACCAUUUAAAACAGGCUGUGUGAGACCUUGAAGAACAUGUUUUUUUAUACUGUAUGUUGCCUGUGUGUCUUUGUUGAAUUAUGUUCGUACAUGCUCCCCCUCUAUUUUAUUACCUCUGGUUUGACUCAUAAACACAGGUGCUUAUUGUAACUGCAAAUUUGAGCUUGCUUCCUGUCUUGCCUAAAGUGUGAUGUCAAAAUUUACAGUAAAGAUACUCUGAAUAGCCAUUCUCCAUUGCCAAAGUUUCCAAGUUAUUGCUAUGGCAGGAUUUUGCCACUGCAUGUAUAUUUUAGGAAUUCAUCCUGCUGAGACUUUUUGUUUGUACAAAGUCAUCACUGACUAGAAGAGUCAGAGCACUUCAACUGUUGUGACAUGUGAAACUGUCUUUAUACCAAUGUGGUGCUAAUCUUUACCUGUCAGUUUUUUCUGCUGCGCUGUGACAAGAUGUUCAAUAAAUGUUUUUACACUUCUCACAUUU
This is a messenger RNA of Sphaeramia orbicularis (orbiculate cardinalfish), 3141 nucleotides long. It is a transcript of the gene kctd9b, whose product is annotated as potassium channel tetramerization domain containing 9b. NCBI's taxonomy places the organism in Eukaryota, Metazoa, Chordata, Actinopteri, Kurtiformes, Apogonidae. Gene Ontology annotation, biological process: intracellular signal transduction; protein homooligomerization. Bases 353 to 1627 code for a protein of 424 amino acids. The record is from RefSeq and is a predicted model, not a curated record. Gene Ontology annotation, molecular function: protein binding. The transcript is spliced from 11 exons.